Molecule: messenger RNA, 3083 nt
Organism: Pteropus alecto (black flying fox)
Lineage: Eukaryota; Metazoa; Chordata; Mammalia; Chiroptera; Pteropodidae
Gene: RPS6KA1
Product: ribosomal protein S6 kinase A1
Exons: 21
Coding region: 45-2279 (744 amino acids)
Biological process (GO): positive regulation of DNA-templated transcription; intracellular signal transduction; protein phosphorylation
Molecular function (GO): ribosomal protein S6 kinase activity; magnesium ion binding; ATP binding
Source: RefSeq, a predicted model, not a curated record
GACGCUGCCUGCUCCUGCCAUGGUGCCUCGGCCCUGCCGGGCGGAUGGAGCAGGAUCCCAAGCCGCCCCGUCUGCGGCUCUUGGACCUGCUCCCCUGGCUGCCCAGGAAGCAGCGGCCCAGGAUCAGCCAGACCUCUCUGCCUGCCCCUGGUCCUGGCUCUGGCUCCAGGCGGGACUUGGAUGAGGGCGUCCUCAAGGAGAUCUCCAUCACGCACCAUGUCAAGGCUGGCUCUGAGAAGGCUGACCCGUCCCAUUUUGAGCUGCUCAAGGUUCUGGGCCAGGGAUCCUUUGGCAAAGUCUUCCUGGUGCGGAAGGUCACCCGGCCCGACAGUGGGCACCUGUAUGCCAUGAAGGUACUAAAGAAGGCAACGCUGAAAGUGCGUGACCGCGUUCGGACCAAGAUGGAAAGAGACAUCCUGGCUGAUGUAAACCACCCAUUUGUGGUAAAGCUGCACUAUGCCUUCCAGACCGAGGGCAAGCUCUAUCUUAUUCUGGACUUCUUGCGUGGCGGGGACCUCUUCACACGGCUCUCUAAAGAGGUUAUGUUCACAGAGGAGGACGUGAAGUUUUACCUGGCCGAGCUGGCCUUGGGCCUAGACCACCUGCACAGCUUGGGCAUUAUUUACAGGGACCUCAAGCCUGAGAACAUCCUUCUAGAUGAGGAGGGCCACAUCAAACUCACUGACUUCGGCCUGAGCAAAGAGGCCAUUGACCACGAGAAGAAGGCCUAUUCCUUCUGUGGGACGGUGGAGUACAUGGCUCCCGAAGUUGUCAACCGCCAGGGCCACACCCACAGUGCAGAUUGGUGGUCCUAUGGGGUGUUGAUGUUUGAGAUGUUGACGGGCUCCUUGCCCUUCCAGGGAAAGGACCGGAAGGAGACAAUGACACUGAUUCUGAAGGCGAAGCUAGGCAUGCCCCAGUUUCUGAGCACGGAAGCCCAGAGCCUCCUGCGGGCCCUGUUCAAGCGGAAUCCUGCCAACCGGCUCGGCUCCGGCCCUGAUGGGGCAGAGGAAAUCAAGCGACAUGUCUUCUACUCCACCAUUGACUGGAAUAAGCUGUACCGCCGUGAGAUCAAGCCGCCCUUCAAGCCGGCCGUGGCGCAACCCGAUGACACCUUCUACUUUGACACUGAGUUCACAUCCCGUACACCCAAAGACUCCCCAGGCAUCCCCGCUAGUGCUGGUGCCCAUCAGCUGUUCCGUGGUUUCAGCUUUGUGGCCACUGGCCUGAUGGAGGAUGAUGGCAAGCCUCGGGCUACACAGGCACCACUGCACUCGGUAGUACAGCAACUCCAUGGGAAGAACCUGGUUUUUAGUGACGGCUACGUGGUAAAGGAGACGAUUGGUGUGGGCUCCUACUCUGUGUGCAAGCGCUGUGUCCACAAGGCCACCAACAUGGAAUAUGCUGUCAAGGUCAUCGACAAGAGCAAGCGGGAUCCUUCAGAAGAGAUUGAGAUUCUUCUGCGGUACGGGCAGCACCCCAACAUCAUCACUCUGAAGGAUGUGUACGAUGACGGCAAACACGUGUACCUGGUGACAGAGCUGAUGCGGGGCGGAGAGCUGCUGGACAAGAUCCUACGGCAGAAAUUCUUCUCGGAGCGGGAGGCCAGCUUCGUCCUGUACACCAUCAGCAAGACCGUGGAGUAUCUGCACUCCCAGGGGGUCGUGCAUAGAGACCUCAAGCCCAGCAACAUCUUGUAUGUGGACGAGUCUGGGAACCCCGAGUGCCUGCGCAUCUGUGACUUUGGCUUCGCCAAGCAGCUACGGGCUGAGAAUGGGCUACUCAUGACACCUUGCUAUACUGCCAACUUUGUGGCACCUGAGGUGCUUAAGCGCCAAGGCUACGACGAAGGCUGCGACAUCUGGAGCCUGGGCGUUCUGCUGUACACCAUGCUGGCGGGAUAUACCCCGUUUGCCAACGGACCCAGUGACACCCCAGAGGAAAUCCUGACCCGGAUCGGCAGUGGGAAGUUCACCCUCAGCGGGGGAAACUGGAACACGGUUUCAGAGACAGCCAAGGACCUGGUGUCCAAGAUGCUGCACGUGGACCCCCACCAGCGCCUCACAGCUAAGCAGGUCCUGCAGCACCCAUGGAUCACCCAGAAAGACAAGCUUCCCCAGAGCCAGCUGUCCCACCAGGACCUACAACUUGUGAAGGGAGCCAUGGCAGCUACAUACUCUGCACUCAACAGUUCCAAGCCCACCCCUCAGCUGAAGCCCAUUGAGUCAUCUAUCCUGGCUCAGCGGCGAGUGAGGAAGCUGCCGUCCACCACACUGUGAGGGGUCAGGGCAUCCAAGCCCCAAGGCGGUGCCAGCUCAAUGGAGGCAGCAGAUUUCCCAGAGGGAGUAAGCCUGAGUCACAGGGCCAGAGGGAGCAGAGCUCAAGGGGCCCAGGAAGCAGCCAGCCCAGAUCACCCAAGUAAGGGUGUGAGAAGUGCCUUCUCCUUCCCCAGGAUGGACUCUUCUCGGCUCAAGCUCUGCUGGUUGAAAUUGAUUCACUGUACAAACUUUUUUUUAAGGGAAAAAUGACAUCAACCACCAUGGAUUUUUACAAGAUUCAUUUGCCUUUCUGGGAGCAGAAAUAGUGACUGUAGCCCCAGGAGGGGCACUGAGUCAUACUAGGGCUCAAUGUGGCUGAGGCUCAUUAGAGCAGCUUUGGGGUCCUACCCUGGGGACCCCCGCAUUUGGUCAUCUCUAGCCAUCUGCACUCGCCUUCGAGGCAGUGCAGCACCACCUUCCAGAGCCUUUGGCUGUUUAGCAGAAUUUGCUCCUUCCCUGGUCAGUUCCUUUUCUGUUCUGUUCUGCUGGGGGGUCUGGAACCACUUCCUGCUAGAGGAGAGGACCAAGGCCUUGUGUAUCCCAGCUCCCAGCACCAGCAUCCACAUCCACCCCGCCUCCGGAGGAGGAUCAGAAAGCACUUUUUGGCUGAAUUCUGUUGGAGACUGCCACAGGACAGAAUUCACAGGAGGCCUGUGGAGCAGGCCAGGAGGGGCAGGGACUUUUUUUCAUUUCUUCCUCAGCUGGUAACUCAGGGUUCAUCUAUCCAUGGCCUUUCUAAUAAACUUACAGUUGAGUUGAAGCACA